Molecule: messenger RNA, 1116 nt
Organism: Trypanosoma conorhini
Lineage: Eukaryota; Euglenozoa; Kinetoplastea; Trypanosomatida; Trypanosomatidae
Exons: 1
Coding region: 1-1116 (371 amino acids)
Source: RefSeq, a predicted model, not a curated record
AUGGGGAAGGGCGGGGCGAGGGCUCUGCAGGAUGAGAAGGCGCUCCUGGCGGAGCUGGGGAGGCUGUUCCACGUGGCCCGGGCGAACGCUCGCGAGCAGCGCAACACGCAGCGGGCGGACGCAAAACGGCAAAAGGCGCCCGCGGCGACCGCGGCGGCGAGUGCGACGGGGCGUCCGCCGCGGAUAGGCUCCAAAAAGUCGCGGAAGUGCGCCCGCGGGGGGACCGUGUGGGUGGUGCUGAAGGGCGGCUUCGCCCGCGUGCCGACGUCGGAGAAGGCGAGCGCGGUGGCGCACAACAGCGUCUUUCGUGGCCGCCUCUCGGAGCGGCGACGGGUGCAGGCGCUUGAGCGGGCGGAGGAGUACAUUAAAACCGCGUGGCAGCAGGCGCAGGAGGCGGGGCUCCUCCUCGACGACGGCAGUGGGCCUAACGGGGACGAGGGACUGCAGUACCUCCGCGAGCAGUACGAGGUUGCCGCCGGAAUGCUUCGCCGGGAGCCGGUGGGCGCACUCCUGCGACAAAUCGUUGAGCAGACGAUUCCUAGUUAUGCCGCGCCGUCCGCCGCGGCCGCAGCGCCGGCGGCCCCCGCGCGACUCACGCAGGAUGAGUGGGCAGGCGUCAUUGCAAGAGAAAACGCUAUCCUGAGGCGCUUUGCCCCGCCGGCGGGCACGGAGGCGGACGCCGCCGCGGCCGUGCUGCACGAGGCGGCGCAGGUGCCAGCGCGCUACUACUUCCCCGUCGCCGAGCCGUUGGCGCCGCUGGAGCGGGUCUCGGCGGCAGCGACGACGACGGAGGGGUAUCGCGACACCGGCGGCGACGCCCCCGGCGGAGAGCAGGCGCGGGAUGUGCUGCCGACCAAGUGCAUCGUGCGCAUUCGAGGGAGUGGCAGGCAGAAGCACACCGCCAUCCUCACCUCCACCAAGUCGGUGAACUACUUCAAGUCAAACUUUAUGCAGGUGGUCCGCAAGGAGCUCAGCGGCUCUAAACUCCCCCGCGGCGACGACGCCGUGGAGGGCAAGCAGCAUCCGCCGCACCAGCAACAGGCGAGUCACAGUGCGGCUGCCGAAAGCGGCGCCACGGGCUCGUCGAAGAAGAAUUCUAAACGACGACGUAAGUGA